AUGAGGAGUGCUCUCAAAAGAUCCCAUGGCGAAGACUCGUCCUCUUCCCCGUCAUCCAAGAUCGGUUCAAGUAAAACUCGCCGCCACCACCACCACCACUAUCACCGCAGUAUCUCCCCGGCCUCCGAUUUUCCGGCGAACUAUCACCACCCCCCACCUCGCAAUCCACAUCGUGAGUUUACAGGUAAGCGCUUGAAUUUCAUUUCCUAUACCGAAAUACCCUCCUUGCCCCCGAAGCUCAAAGUCCUGUGCCAAAUCGUGGCCGAAACUCCCAGCGCCACUGUGGAGAGGGUCCUCGAGGACACCGGGAUUAGGGUUUCCGAAGCUGACGUCGAGGAGGUCCUCAAACUUUCGUACAGACACCCGGGCCCGGCGGUGAAGUUUUUCCGGUGGUCCAGCUUGCAGCUUAACGGCAGAAACAGCGAGUACGCCUGGAACCUGGUCGUGGACCUGUUGGGAAAAAACUCUUUGUAUGACGCAAUGUGGGAUGCUAUUCGGUCCAUGGCAAAGGAAAUGCUGCUCUCGCUAUCGACAUUCUCCUCAGUUUUCAGCAGCUACGUGAUGGACAGCCGUGUGCGGGACGCCAUCAUGAGUUUCGAGUCCAUGGACCGAUACGGAAUUCCCAGGGAUGUCCUGGCUUUGAAUUCCUUGUUGGACGCCAUUUGCAAGGAUGGAAAAACCUGGGAGGCCACGGACUAUAUGUUAUUUGCCAAGCAGAAAAUCAGGGUCAAUGGAGACACAUACGCAAUUUUGCUCAAGGGUUGGGAAAAAGAGGGUAAUGUGAAUCGAGCUAGAGACACUUUCUCGGAUAUGGUGGUGGAUGUUGGUUGGGACUCGAAUAAUGUUCCCGCUUACGACUCGUUCUUGUGUACACUCCUCACAGGUCCAGAUGGGACGCGUGAGGUGCUGAAAUUUCUCGACACCAUGAGGGACAGAGGCUGUUACCCUGGAAAAGGGUUUUUCAAAUUAGCGAUUGACGAGUGUGUUAGGAAAAGCGACUCAAAAUGUGCCAGGGCAGUUUGGGAGAUCAUGGUCGGGAAGAAAAUCUACCUCCCGGACAUAAAAACCUAUAAGUCGUUGAUUUCCUUGUACUGUAACGUGAAGGAUUUCGACUCAGCUGAGAGGCUACUUGACGAGAUGGUCUACAAUGGGGCGUUUCCCGAUUCGGAAACUUACAGGCUUAUGUUCCAUUUUCUAAUCAAGCACCGGCGACUGAGGGAGGCAACCCCUCUGUUCAAGGAGAUGCUGAAAAAUGAGUUUGUGCCCUUACAGGAGGACUGCAUUGUGGCGGUCAAGGAGUAUGUGGAUGCAAAGGACCCGUAUAUGGGGAUCAAGGUGUGGAGGUGUAUGGUCGAGAACUACCAUUCGGAUUUGGAAGAGACGGGUAAUCUUUUGGUGGUGGGCCUUCGGGAAAUGAAUAGAGUUCCCGAGGCGGUUAAGUGCGCGGAGGAUAUGAUUGAGCGUGGGAUCAAGCUGAACUCAUCCACGCUCUCUAAGCUGAAGCAGAGCCUGUCGAAGGCGGGUAAGGCGUUUGCGUAUGAGGAGCUUUUACAUAAGUGGAAGGGUCACUAUUGA
Striga hermonthica is the source of this 1575-nucleotide messenger RNA. The record is from the annotation of a GenBank genome assembly. NCBI's taxonomy places the organism in Eukaryota, Viridiplantae, Streptophyta, Magnoliopsida, Lamiales, Orobanchaceae.